Molecule: messenger RNA, 1119 nt
Organism: Encephalitozoon cuniculi GB-M1
Lineage: Eukaryota; Fungi; Microsporidia; Unikaryonidae
Exons: 3
Coding region: 1-1119 (372 amino acids)
Biological process (GO): cardiolipin biosynthetic process
Cellular component (GO): mitochondrion
Molecular function (GO): CDP-diacylglycerol-glycerol-3-phosphate 3-phosphatidyltransferase activity
Source: RefSeq, marked provisional
AUGGAGAUGGACAGUCUUGCCGAAAGACUAAGGGAGCUGGAUCCUGUAUGGGUGUCUGGCUUCAAGAGGCUGGAGAGCUGCGACGAGUUCUACCAGAGGGUUAAGUUUCUUCUGCAUGCUUCAGAAUCGGUAUACAUUGCAUCAUUGUUCUUUGGGGAGGGCACGAGGAUGGCAGAGAUUCUCGACAUUCUUGAGGAAAGAAAGAGAAAGGGACUUGUAACAGUCAUCCUCAUUGACAAAAACAGAGGGACCGUCGGCAGAGGGCUGGAGUCCAUAAGAAGGAGGGGGCUGGAGUUCAUGUUCCACUUGGUCGACCUCUCCACGUCCAGCUUGCUUCCUAAAAGGCUGAACGAACUCCUCAGGGUGUUUCACACAAAGGCCCUAGUCUUCGACAACAUCGUCAUAUUGUCCGGUGCAAACAUGGACAACUCAUACAUGAUAAGUAGAGUAGACAGAUAUCUUGAGGUCCAGAGCGAGGAAUUAGCAGAUAUGAUCAAAUCGAAAGUCUUUGGAAUCAGACACCUGGAUGCCAGGAGAACGCCACUCCGCGGUCUUCCCGUAUGUAUAGGGAUGUUCAAAGAAGAGAAAGAGCCAUCCAUAGUACGCUCGUUUCUGCAGGAUUUCGACGAAAUACACAUCUCCACGGGAUAUCUGAACCUUCCAUCCAGCUAUCUUAAGAUGUUCAACGGGAGAAAGAUAUCCCUGUAUGCACCAUGUCCAGACGAAAACUCCUUCGACUCGUUCGGAUUCGUGGAAAGGUUCGUGGGCCCUAUCUACUCAUACAGCUUCCGUAGAACCCUCGAGUCCGUCCCGACCCUUUCCAUCCACGAGCUAAAGGAGGACGGGCAUUCGUUCCACUUGAAAGGACUCUGGGGAUUCAAGCACUGCAUGGCUGCAACAGUCGUGGGCUCAUCCAACUUCAACAGAAGAAGCACAGAGAGAGACGACGAGACAAACUACCUGGUAGUCACAUCGGACCAGGAGCACAUUCAGAGGCUGAGGGCAGAGGUCGAGUGUCUCAGAAGGAGUUCAAACCCAAGAACCCUGAACCAGCUCAGAGGAAGGACAUACCGAUUGAUUGCAAUCAUACUUUUUCUGAUUUUCAAUAGGUUUUUGUGA